This is a messenger RNA of Vicia villosa (hairy vetch), 1740 nucleotides long. RefSeq lists its product as uncharacterized. NCBI's taxonomy places the organism in Eukaryota, Viridiplantae, Streptophyta, Magnoliopsida, Fabales, Fabaceae. The coding region runs from base 1 to 1740 and encodes 579 amino acids. The record is from RefSeq and is a predicted model, not a curated record. Gene Ontology annotation, molecular function: RNA binding. The transcript has a single exon.
AUGGUCCAAGAUGAAGGCUGGGGGGAGGUCAAUAGGCAGAAGAGGAGUGUCCGUAGAGGCUGGGAUAAUGAGAGGAAUAAGGGCAAGAGAGUGGAGGUUUCUAGAGGCUCUAGAACUUCAUUUUUCUUCACUUCUUUUCCAGAAGGGUUAGGAUCAAAACAUAUGUAUGAGGUUUUUCAAGCUUAUGGUGAUAUUGAUGAGGUAGUCAUUCCUAAUAAGAGGGAUAGUAGAGGAAGGGGGUAUGGCUUUGUGAGGUUUUUUGGUGUAAGAGAUGCUGACUUCUUGGCCGCAAAGCUAGAUAAUAUUUUUCUGGAACAUAAGAAGAUUUUUGUGAACAUUCCCCGUUUUCAAAGGAAGGGGCCAUAUGAAGUGCAGUAUAAGAAGAAAGGGGUUACACUUGUUCAAGACAGGAAGGAAGGUGGAGGUGAAACCCAAGAACAUCGAGCGGUUGGGCAGAAAAUUAAAGAAAAUGCUGAUGUAAGGCGCGGCUCUUAUGCGGAAGUGUUGGUAACAAAGACAGUGCCUAUACAGAAUUCAGUAGUGGUGUUUGAUCAGGAUGAAGGGGAACUUGUGAGAUUUAGGAAAGUCUAUAUAUAUUUAGUCUUCAAACCGGGGAUAACUUAUAACCUACAAGAAAUUUUCAACUCCAGGGGUCAUCUUUCAAUCAAGAUUACACCACUUGGGGCCAAUAUGUGUUUGUUAGAAGAUCAUGCAGAGGGUGCAUUGCAAGCAUUGUUGUGGGAUAAAGAGCGAUGGAUGAAACAAUGGUUUAGGGUUUUACGUCCUUGGAAACCCUCUGAUAUUGAUUACGAAAGAAUUACUUGGCUGAUAUGUUAUGGUAUACCCUGUCAGAAAAAGAUGGAUGUGGCGCGCAUAUUGAUCAAAACUAAAAAGGCUGAAGCCAUUAAUGAGGACAUUGAGGUGGUGCUUAAUGGUGUUUCUUUAAAGAUUAAGAUGUUAGAAGAUCAAAUUAGUUCUUUGCGGGAGGGUUUGUUAUCAGAUGAUGACUCAGAUUCGUGCUCAAGUGAAUUUUCUGAAGAUGGAACAGGGGCAUGGAAAGAGGAGGAAGGGAUGGAUUCAGAUGAAGAUUGUGAUGUGGUACCUUGUUCACAAGGGUGUUCGCUGGGUGAAGCUAAUGAUGAUGCUCCCGUUCCAUUGCUUGAACCGCUGGUUCCUCAUGAACACAAAAUUCAAGGAAUGGAGGCAGAAAAGGAGAAAAAGUCAAUAAAGGAAACAUCAAAUCAGCCGUCUGCAGAAGCCGUGAGUCAGGGAAAGCGUUUACAACAGGAAUCUACGAGUAGCUCUCUUGCUCUUUUGGAUAAGUCAAAAGGCCUUAGAGCUGAGGCCCAAGUGAGCAUAUUGGGCCGUCAUCCAGAAUUGGGCCUUCAAAUGCCAGUAGCUGCUUCAGAAGAGGUUCGGUCCUUUAGAAAGACAAAGAGUCUAACAGACUUAGGGAUUCCUCUUCCUUCCGCAAUUAUGAAGAAUUCUAAGGUUGCCUCUUUAAUUCCGCCGGUUUCUAGGGAACCCUCCUCCCCUAUCGCAAAACCUUCUUACUUCUCAUCUCUUAGAGGGAAGAAGGCAAAGCCAUUAGAACAACAACCAUCUAUGUCUCAAUUCUCUUCAGAUAAAUUCUCUGGUGGCUCUAUUUUAUGUGGCAAUACAACUGGUGAUGCAGAGGUUACGCAGGGAAAUGUUCGAGUCUGGGAACGAGAAAAUCAAUUGAAGGCUGUGAAGAUUUAG